UACAAUCUACAGUGAAUUCAGGCUUCAAGUUUAAACCCUCCAUAUGUUGACCAGGUUAAAGGUGCAGGAAUUUUGAACAGGAAUAUUUAACUACAGAGCUAUCCCAGGAUCUCUACUAAUCAGCUCGAUAUCUGCUUAAACACCUUAACAACAUUAUUCAAAGAAAACAGUAAAGAUAAAAAAGGCUUCAAGACUACCAAGAUAAGAUGCAAUUAUGCUUACAAUAUUAAUAUUUAGCUUAGUGUUUGCAUACAACAAUCCCGGCAUAAAAGACCCCAGAGGCUACAGAUGUCAGGUGGAAAGUGCCUCAGAAACACCUGGCAGCGAAAGGAGCCUGAACGUCUCCGUGCAAGACCCUUGGAUAGCAGCAACCAAGGGAAAGUUCAGCAGAACCCAGAAAGUCAUCCCUCUGGAAUGCUUUAGUCUUCGAAGAUCUGUGCAGGUAAAUCUGCUGUAUUUGGACAAGAUGGAUGGAGAUUUGACGAACCAGACAGUGGAGAAAUGUACCCUGCGGAGCCUCAGAGUCGCCACCAGCGCAGGCAGGAACGCUGCUGUCGGCCACACCUGCGUCCUCCUAACACACCACAGAAGAAAGUUUCAGAGAAAAUUUGUUCAUAGAGAAAAAGUGUUUCUGGCAAGGACAUCAAACUAUGUUACAAGAGCAAAGCUGCCCAAGGUGAAAGCUUUUGCAGAGGGUUCAACUGUCCUGCGUGCACACCAAGAAAACCAGACUUUAGAGGAGGGAAUUUCAUCCACAAAUGGCAAAGACAUGCCGAACAGACAAAAACUCAGUAUCAUCGGGAAAGCGUUCAUCAUUUUCGUUGUGUUAGCCUUUGCAAUAUUCUGUAGCAUGUUUGUUGUAUUUGGAAUUCCCUGCCUGUGUUUGUGUCCUGUCUGGAUCAGCAGCAUCUGGAGCAGCAGGAGAAGCCCGUCUGCAGCCUCUGGCCCAGGGCGCGAGGAAACAGCAACACUUAAAACCCCGUUUCUGAAGGACACCGAACAGAAGCCACUGGACAAUUUUGUCUGACUCUCAGCUUCCCUUCCCCAGACCGACGCAGAAUAGCAAGACCCUUACAUGAAAAGAUCCAAAAUCACUGUCACCCAUGAAACCUACCCAUGCAAAGCUGCACAGCUCAGAGGAGCACCCUUUUCACCUGCAAAGAUGCAUCACCUUUCCCUCACCACUCACUGGAAACAGCAGAAAUAAACUUUUGAGAAGACACUCAAUGCCAAUUCCUUCUAUUAACUAACCAGAUUCCUAUUUUAAUUC
Messenger RNA from Columba livia (rock pigeon), 1270 nucleotides. RefSeq lists its product as hypothetical. The record is from RefSeq and is a predicted model, not a curated record. Bases 215 to 1027 code for a protein of 270 amino acids. The transcript is spliced from 7 exons. Lineage: Eukaryota; Metazoa; Chordata; Aves; Columbiformes; Columbidae.